CUUGAUUGUGCAUUACAUCCAACCCGCACGACCCUCGACGAGAACGUUUUGAUCUGCAUUUGGCCAAACGUGCUCUUGGCUCGGCUCUUCUAGCCUUUUUGCGAUUUAGUCGAGUCCGCUGUGCGCGCGCAAAGCAGUUUGCAAAGGGGUGCAUUCGCACGUCGCUUGUUUGUAGCGAAGGGCGAUGAAGAGAUGACGGUGGUGGAGGAAGAAGAACAGGCCGCCGCGCGAUGGUCCCUCGAUUCGGCUCACGAGGAAGAUGCGCUGAGGGGGUCAAACUCGAAUAGAGCGCGCAAUCCCGAGCAGCAGGCACGAAGGCACGACAGAAGCUACAGGGUCAGCUUUGCUCCUUCCGAACGCGAAAUCGAAGCUGAGCGCGCUGUGGCGCUAGAAGAAGCCGGCCUGUUGGAGGUGGCCCGCAGAAGACGGAGGAGAUCAUACAUUGCGGUGUACCUGUCCAUCUUCAGCGUCAGCUACGUCACCUCUUUGGACGCCAACACCGGCUUCCUCUAUCUCAACUUGGCCUGCUCCGAAUUCGAUGCCUUGGCCUCUUUUUCCACCAUCGCCAUCGCUCAGCAGCUGUGCUACGCCAUUGCAAAGCCGCCAAUCGCGAAGCUCAGCGAUGUUUGGGGCAGAGCGGAAGCUUAUAUGCUAUCGCUGCUUCUAUAUAUGCUGGGUAUCGGACUCAUUUCAACAGCUCACUCGCUCGAAAAGCUUCUCGCGGGCAUCGUUCUCCAGGCGUGCGGUAAUACCGGCGUGCAGGUUCUGCAAAGCAUCAUCAUUGCGGAUACAACCACCGCUCAGUGGAGAGGGCUCGCCAUCGGUAUCGUGAACACUCCUUACCUCAUCAACUUCGCCAUCGGUGGUCCGCUGGUACGCGCCGUGCUGGACAACAACCUGGGCUGGCGAGGUGGCUACGCUCUUUGGCUCGUCUUCCUCCCUAUAUCUGCAGCACCUCUUCUGAUCACAUUGAUUGUCGGUCAAAGAAGAGCAAAGAAAGCUGGCAUUCUUGUUCGCGAUCCCAUCUUUCGCAAUGGCUUCUUCAAGGCGCUCAAGCGCCUUGCUGUGGAUAUCGAUGCGCUCGGCCUGUUGCUUUUCAGUGCCGGUCUUGCGCUCUGCCUUGUUCCCUUGACUCUGGCGGGCAGAGGCACUCGAAGAUCAGAUGCACCGGCGUGCGCUUUGGCUGGCCUUGGACUUCUUAUUGCCUUUGCAUAUCAACAGACGCGCGCCCAAGUACCCAUGAUACCGUACAGAAUAUUGCGCAACACGACAGUGGUCAGCAUAUGCAUGAUCGCUGUUGUGGACUUUGCGAGCUUCUACCUCAGCUGGACAUUUGUUUCGGCGUUCGUACAGGUUGCCAAGGGCUGGGACCAAGCAAAGACAGGCUACUUCGCUACAACGCAAAACGUCACAUCAACAGUGGUCGGCAUAUUUGUUGGCUGGCUCAUGGCCAAGACGCGUCGCUUCAAGACGAUCCUAGUCACCGGCGUCUUGGUCCGCCUGUUGGGCGUUGCGAUGAUGGUCCGAUACCGCAACGCGGACACGCCAUCGUUCAUCCUCGUGCUCUCGCAAUUAGCCCAAGGAGCGGGUGGGGGUCAGAUUGCCAUCACGAUGCAAGUUGCCGUUCAGACCGCAGUGAGACACGCGGACGUGGCUCUAUCCACUGCGCUGGAGCUAUUGUUCGCCGAGGUCGGCGCGGCAAUGGGCAGUGCACUUGCUGGACUCGUCUUCUCCAGAGACCUUCCUCCUGCACUCGCUCGAUCCCUGCCUGAAAUGCCAGAGGCAGAGCGUCGAAGGAUAUACGGCAGCCUGAGCGUCGCGCUCUCGUACCCCCUCGGCACUCACGAGCGUACAGGUAUCACCCUCGCUUGGACGUCGGUGAUGCGGACCCUGUGUAUUCUGGCAGCUGUGGUUCUGCUUCCAGCCAUCGUCUUCAGCCUGCUUUUGCCCAAUGGUCAGCUUGCGGACGCCAAUCAUCCUGAAGACGAAGCUGGCGUUGUAGGCGUCGCGAGAAGAAGAUCGAGUGUCAGGUCAAGGAGAGCCUUGCGUAGGCAGAGCGUGAAUGAGGCAAGCAGCCUCUCACGCUCCAACACGGAUCGAUCAGGCCGAGAAAGACCGCACACCAUUGGCAGCUCUGGGGACCUUGCCAUAGGCUCCUUGGAUGGACUGAGUGCACCUCACGUCUCGAGUCUCGAAACACGAUCAUGAGAAAACACGGUGCAAUCUCAACGAAUGAUAUCCGCUAUCGCACCUGAAAGACCGUUGCCCUGUGUGUG
This is a messenger RNA of Ceraceosorus guamensis, 2276 nucleotides long. Its product is annotated as MFS general substrate transporter. Gene Ontology annotation, molecular function: transmembrane transporter activity. NCBI's taxonomy places the organism in Eukaryota, Fungi, Basidiomycota, Exobasidiomycetes, Ceraceosorales, Ceraceosoraceae. The record is from RefSeq and is a predicted model, not a curated record. Bases 193 to 2208 code for a protein of 671 amino acids. The transcript is spliced from 9 exons. Gene Ontology annotation, biological process: transmembrane transport.